AUGCCUCCAGGCCGUCCACCAAAACGGCCUGGUGACGCGGAUAUUGCCGUGCUCGAUGUUUUGGGCAACCCAUCAUCGCCCGCGACAAAAUGCAAGCUCCCUCGCCUCGACCAGCGAUCCGGUCGCGCCGACUUCUCGAGCGUCGUAAAGAGCAAGCUGCAGUCCUACACUCGGACCGGCCAGGCCUGCGACCGCUGUAAGGUUCGCAAGAUACGAUGCGAUGCCCUUCCCGAAGGCUGUUCCCACUGCAUCAACCAGAACCUCGAGUGCUAUGUGACCGACCGAGUUUCCGGCCGAACAGAACGAAGAGGCUACAUGCAAGAACUCGAACGUGAGAAGACGGAUAUGAUGACCCACAUACGAGACAUGGAAAGGAAACUCCGGGAAAAUGGCAUAGACGUGAAGCCGUGGCAUUCAUCCUCCUUUCCCGCUGACGCAAUUCCAAAUGGUUCAACGAAGAGUGAUGGCAAUGAUACGUCCAAUUCAACGCCUACGCCCACGCCGCAACCCCAGCCUUCGCCUCAGGAAGACACAACUACUAAGAAAGAGCCAUGGUCCCAACCCAGCGCGCCGACCUGGAGCAAGGACCGGCCGGCCGUAAUGUCCAUGGCCGCCAAUUCUCAAAAUUCUGCCGGUUCGAGGCCUGCCGAUGCUCACCUUGGUGUUGGCAUUGAUCAGGCGCCCCUGAGCUCUAUCAAGGGCACCUCAUUAUCGAUCCUUGGAAGUACCAUCGAUAUUGGAUCCUUAGAUGUUCCAGAUAUGGACGAACCGCCUGCGUCUGCACAAGGGUCCUCACUAUAUAACAAGUCUGUUCAAGCGUUACAGCAGUCCAUCAUGAAUAUAAACCAACCUCUUGCUAUCAAGUUACCACCUAGGCAGGAUGCCUUCAACUAUGCCGAGUGGUACUUUGUAAUGAUUCAUCCUUUUCAUCCGGUGCUUCAUAAACCUAGCUUCAUGGCACUGCUAGGACAACAUUACGAUAACCCUAACUUCACUUUAAGUGCUGCAGAGGAGGUUAUGAUACACAUGGUAUUUGCUGCCAUCUACCUCCAAUACGGUAUAAGAAAUCGAGAACAAUCAGCAGAGCAAAGAGCUCAUCUGAAUGACCUGUCUAACAAGCAUUAUCAUUAUGGCCUAAGCAAGUUCUUCUACUUGAUAACGUCUCGGACAUUGAAGGGCCUACAAGCACUGUCUAUGUUAGUUACUCACACGAUGCGUUUUCCAAAACCCGAUUCCAGCAGCAUCCUAGCAUCUUAUGCGGUAAACUUAGCGAUAGAGAUGGGGUACCAUCGAGUCUGGAAGAAGCCCGGCGAGGGCACCAACCUUGAAAACGAACUUCGAAAACGCGUAUGGUGGGUUAUCCUGUCGACAGCCGUGGUACUCAACGGACGGAUGGGUAGGCCAAUGCCAAUAAGACUGGAGGACAUGGAUGUCGAAUUUCCACAAUUAAUUCCCGAUGAGCAGCUGACGGAGCAUGGUGUCGACACAUCGAUACCCGGCCGAUGCGAUUACGACAUAGGUGUUGCGUCUUCGAGGAUGGCCACACUGUAUCUCGAGAUGUUUGCAGACAUUUACUGUGCGCAGAAGGACCCAAAGAGGUACCUUGCCAUUGUCGAAGGUCUCGAGAAGCAGUUGCAAUCCUGGCGCGAGCAUCUUCCGGAAGGCCUUAGGAUAGGAGAUGCGCAAGCGCCUGAGAAGGAGACGCGGAUGUCCGCCAUAUAUGCGAGCGUUUCGGCACUAGAGUUUCGUUUGUGUUUGAGGCACCCUUCAGUUGCCGCUACGGAUGAUCCCGAGAUCUUAGCUACUAACACCAGGAUAUGUGGGGAGGUUGCGAAGGCUAUGCUUCAGCAUGCACGCAAGUUAUAUAAGUUGAAGUGCCUCGAUACGACAUGGUACUGCAAUGCGGUGUAUGUCGCAGCUAUAUUUUCUGAUUUGGUGGCACAUUGGGAUCGAAGGCACGAUAUAACGGCUUCUGAGGUGCAGAGUCUUCGCGAGGAUAUGAAAACAUGGCUUACAAUCCUUGCUGAGACUGGUACUCUGAUGGGCUCUGGCACUCGUCUUCGUGAUGCGGUCUGCUCUAUCAUUGACCGCACCAUAGCGUGGAUUGAACGAGACCGUCUUCUGAACACUACAAAUGGAAAUCUAGCGCCCUCACACGCUUCUCCUGACGUGAUUAAGCGAGAAUCUCAUUCGCCUUCUUAUACCAAUAUGUCAAUCAACUCGAAUUCAAGUUCAAAUAUGAACAACACCCCUGAGCGAAUGAAUGACUCAAAGGAACACAGUAUUCCUAUAAGUAGCAAUAAUUAUUACCCCGAGACGAAUACUUCUAAUUCUAACACCUACCAACCCCUCAACAACUAUGCCAACACAACUACACAUGCUCCUAACGGUAUUUCUUACGACCCAAGCACCUCUUACAUGUACUCCCAGGCGGCGGGACCAGUGACAAAUGCCCAGGCUCAAGUGCAAGUGCAAGCGGAGGCCCAAGUUCGUGCACAGGCCCAAGCUCAAGUUCAGGCACAUACUCAAGCCCAGGUGCAUGCUCAGGCUCAACAUUCCCAAGUUCACGUUCCCAGCCACAAUCCACUGGCCAGCUUCGCGUCACAAGCAACACAAGUAACGCCGCCUGACGUUAUGUGGCGUCCACAAUCAUCAGGAGGCAACACGUGGCACGACUGGACCGCUGCCGUCGUCGACAGCCAGGAUCGCUACAGCGCGAACGCUCUUAUGUCGCUAGGAGGCGCGAACAACCAUCGGCCUUCGGGAAGCAUCCUCGACGGCAGCAACGAUGCGGCUAAUAGCAUGAGUGUGGGGACCAUGAGCAUGAGCAAUCCGACCUUGACGUCCUCCUCGGCACAGAUGCAAUGGCCUCUCCUACUAUUCACGGACGGAGUUGGGGGCGUGUAA
This is a messenger RNA of Xylaria bambusicola, 2907 nucleotides long. RefSeq names its product fungal-specific transcription factor domain-containing protein. Gene Ontology annotation, molecular function: zinc ion binding; DNA binding; DNA-binding transcription factor activity, RNA polymerase II-specific. Bases 1 to 2907 code for a protein of 968 amino acids. The transcript is spliced from 4 exons. The record is from RefSeq and is a predicted model, not a curated record. NCBI's taxonomy places the organism in Eukaryota, Fungi, Ascomycota, Sordariomycetes, Xylariales, Xylariaceae. Gene Ontology annotation, biological process: regulation of DNA-templated transcription; DNA-templated transcription.